Messenger RNA from Mytilus trossulus (common blue mussel), 3640 nucleotides. Its product is annotated as tRNA wybutosine-synthesizing protein 5-like. Bases 40 to 1263 code for a protein of 407 amino acids. The transcript has 10 exons. The record is from RefSeq and is a predicted model, not a curated record. Lineage: Eukaryota; Metazoa; Mollusca; Bivalvia; Mytilida; Mytilidae. Gene Ontology annotation, molecular function: 2-oxoglutarate-dependent dioxygenase activity.
CUUGUUACAAGGGGAGAUAAUUAUAAUUAGUUUUCCACAAUGUUUGUUUCACUUUCAGUUUGUUUUGUAUUACAUUUGUCAUUUGUUCUAUCAGACGAUAUUACCACUAGAGAAGGACAUGGAAAACCUUUUGGAUAUAGAAAGCCCUUCCAGUAUAUUGAAGAAAUUGACAAUUUCCCAGACCCUAAAACUUUUAACGAAAUUUAUAUCAUUCCAUAUAAGCCGGUUAAAAUGAAAAAUGUUGCAAAAAUUUCACCGGCUUUUACAAAAUGGACAGAUGAUUACUUUAUUUCAUUGAAAGAACCCAGUGAUCAUGUUGUUUCUGUUGAAACGAGAAAAAAAGAAGAUAGGACACAAGCUGUUAAAGAAAUGCCAUUUGUGGAAUUUGUUAAGUCCUACAAUACAUCUGGGAUAUAUAUGGUUAAUCCAGUACCACCGUUUAUAGGGGGUGAUUUAGUUUUACCAUGUCCUUUGCAGUGUAGGGAUAUAAUAGAUAAAGGAUUGGUAGAAAAUAUUAUGUGGUUCAGUAGUGGUGGUACUAAAUCUGUUGUUCACACUGAUUCUGUAGACAAUAUAAAUUGUUUGUACAGAGGACAGAAAUCUUUUGUAAUUGUGGAUCCAACAAAAUAUGGUGACAAGGUUGAUAUAGACCACCCUGAAGGUGCAUACUCAGCAGUAGACGUGGAUAGUGUGGAUUAUACAAAAUAUCCAGGAUUAUCUGAAGUAGAGUUUUACCAUACCAACCUCACUGCAGGAGAUUGUCUUUACAUUCCAUAUAAAUGGAUUCAUCAAGUACGGUCUUACGAUAGUAAUUUGGCAGUAAAUAUAUGGUGGGACCAUUUUAAAAAUAAUGAUGUGAAUUGGAAUGACUGCAAUGCUAAGUGUGAUCCUAAACUCACCUUUACCAAAAUUAAAUUUCAUGGUUUUGAUGGACAGAUGGAUAACAUACAGCAAAUCAAAGACCAUUUUCAAGAUAUAUUAAAAUUUCCUAAAGAGAUGGAUGCAAACAAGUUUUUAAAAGCAAUAUUAGGUAAUGAUGUACCCUUCUUAAAAGAAACAGGGAGGUAUGAUGAUGCAAGAUCUGUAAUACUUGAGCUCUUUACAAUAAUGGACCUUGAUAAAGAUUCAGUUUUAAGUAUUGAUGAGGUCAAGUUAGCUCCAGAUGAGGUGUGGACAGAAGGAAGAGAGUUAAUGAUAGAAUUGGGACACAUCCUUGAUGGUGACCAGCCAGAUACUGAUGAGGAUCAGCAUGAUGAACUGUGAUGCACUGUGAUGAAAAUGUGGGAUAACACUUUGACUGUGAUGAUAUAUAGAGAGGAGACAGAACCAAGUGACUUUAUUAUUUAACUAUGCAUUCACGAACUUUCUCAUCUUGUGUUGUUUUUUCAUUGUUUUUUUUAUAAGGAGUUUAUACAAAUUUUGUGAUAAAACUGAUAUACUUUCACCUCAAAAAGGAAUAAUCAAAAUGAUUUUUAUCAUAGCAUUUUAUUGGUGAAUGUAAUUUUUUAUUAGUUAAAUUUUUUCAAGUUAUUGUACAUAACAAAUGUUAAAUGUACAUUUAUAUCAUUUUUUAGGAUAGGUAGUUAGUUACUUGUGCAAUAUUUAUGUUUAGUGAUACAUGUACAAAAAUGUACUACAAACAAUUAAAUAUUUUGAAAUAAAUAUCAAGACAGUGUUCUUUUCAAGAAAAAUCUUGACAAGUGAAAUUAAUCGGGCAUUGAUUAUAAUGAAAAAUCUUAUGAUAAAAAUAUACAAAUUGAUCGUAAGAUAUGUUCAUUAAUCUUUGUUAUAGGAGUUGCAGAAUCUUAAUGUGAUAGUUUCAAAUUAGAUAAAGUAUGUGGAAAAUUAACAUGAAAAAAGUGUGUAAUGUUGAAUGCUACUAUGUUUAAGGGUUGAUUUUUAAUUGACAUUGAUUAGCUCUGUAAAAGACAAUUAUAAGACAAUACUAGCCCACUAUAGAUUUGUCUAAGAGGGGGAUCAUGACAAAAGCCGUCAUAUUAUAAAAUUGUUAUAUGUAUAUAAUAAAGUGAAGAGCCAAAAUAAAGUUAAGAGCCAUAUAUAUAUUUGUAUUUGCCAUGACAAUACCUUUCUAUUUCUAAAAUUUGUUUUUUGAGCAAUUUUUUUAACUGAGUGAGUUCUAUAGAUAAACAGAGUGUAUGUUAUAGUCUGCCAAACAAUCUAAAAAAUAGAUAGUUUUGUGACCUAUGAUAAAGAUAAGCUUUUUUGACUACUGGACUAGUUAGAACCAGAUUUCAACAGUCUCUAUAACAAACUCACAAAAUUUAAAUAUUAUAACUUUAUCCAAAACAUCUGCUACAAAACAAAUCUCCUUUAUAGAUAAUGUUUUGUUUUGGUUAUUUUAUCUAUUAUUUUAACCUUAAUGUCUGAAUGACAUACAGAACCAUCAUAAACACAUUUUUCUAAGGAAAUGUUAUGUGGAUUCAUUAAUAUUAGUUGGAUACCAAUUUUCAUGGAUUUUAUGGGUACAGGUCAACCACGAAAUCAAAUGUUCAACGAAUGACAAAUUUUCUAUAGGCUUGAAUGCAGACUUUAGCAAAACCACCAAACAGGCAAGUUUUCCCUAGUCCAUGAAAAUUGGUACACACAAAAAUAAAUGAAUCUACAGUAUGUUACAUUUAAAAAAUUUAAAAAAAAAUUGGUCAUUUGUUUUCAAAAAAGAUUUAAGGCACCAAUAAUAAUCUCUUUGUUUAAAUUACACUUACUAGAGUAAGUAUUAAGUAAUGAAUGCUGUGGGGUUUCUAGGUAGAGGAACAAUUAUACUAUUAUUCAUCCUUUGUAUGCAUCUUAAGUUUGAUAAAAUCUUUUAUCUUAUGUUGGUGUUGGUAUAAUCUCUUUUUGAUUAGAUGUUUUAUUGUUUGAAUAUUUUCCGAGGUACCAACACAUAUAUAUCUAUAUAGUUACUAUUUUUUUAUAUAAAUUAUUAUAUUUAUUGAGAUGUAUAUUUAUAUCAGGUUCUUUUUGUGAUAUUUAUGACAAUGUAAAUCAUUCCACAUGCUGAACCACAUAGUAAUUUUGAUUGAAACACAUAGUAAUUUUAACUGAACACAUAGUAAUUUUAACCGAACACAUAGUAAUUUUAACUCAAACACAUAGUAAUUUUUUCAUAAACAUUUUGGCUAUAAAGCUAGUAUCAAAUAAAAUUUGCUCAAAGUAACAAAAUACAUUUUCUGUAUAAUUAUUUUUUUGGGACAAGGGAUGCUCUAUGUUAUUUUUCUAAACACCAGUCUAAUUUGUUGAUUAUGUAGUUUUACCAUCUUACCAAGUCAUGCAAGUUUAGGAUUGUAUCCAGCCAAUUUUAAAAGAGGGUUCCAACUAUUGUCCCCAUUUAAAAGUAUUAAUUCUCAUGUAAAAAGGGGGGUUCCAAUCUCCUGCAAUCCAUCCCUGGAUCCGCUGUGUAUGAUUUAGUUCACCAAUCAUAAACAUAAAUCCACCUAAAUUAUUUAUUAUAGUUCAAAAGUCGGUAUUAUUUACAUUUCUAAAAUUAUUGCUCUUGCAUUAAUCAUAAAAUAUUUUUGAUCUGUAUUUGUAUGAGUUUUAUGUUUACUCAAAUAUGCUUGUUAUAGUAUUCUAUCUGUUAUGUCUCUUUGUUUUUCUACUAAAUAAAACUUCUUAAGAAAUA